AUGAGGGCCUGCUUUCGGCCGAAAGCAGGUUCAGAUAUUAGUGGUUGUCAAGUGGGGCUUCUGUGGUAUAAGGACUCAGGGCAGCAUUUUAAUGGAGAGUUUUCAAUGGCGGUAGUUCAAGCUAAUAAUUUAAUCGAGGAUCAGAGCCAACUUGAAUCGGGUAGUUUAGACGCCCUUGGUUUUGGGCCAUAUGGCACUUUUGUGGGGAUUUAUGAUGGACAUGGUGGCCCUGAGGCUUCUCGAUUUGUCAAUGAUAACCUCUUCCAACAUCUUAGAAGGUUCACCUCCGAGCAUAAGACUAUGUCAACGGAGGUAAUUCGGAAGGCAUUUCAAGCAACAGAAGAUGGUUUUUUUUCAGUUGUCAGCGAACAGUGGCCAACUAAACCACAGAUAGCAUCAGUUGGCACAUGCUGCCUUGUAGGAGUUAUCUGCAACUUAACUCUCUAUGUUGCCAACCUUGGCGAUUCCCGAGCUGUUAUGGGUAGACUUGUCAAGGCAACAGGGGAAGUACUGGCCAUUCAACUGUCUACUGAACACAAUGCUAGUAUUGAGUCUGUGAGACAGGAGCUGCAAUCUCUUCACCCAGAUGACUCACAAAUAGUAGUUCUAAAGCAUAAUGUGUGGCGUGUUAAGGGCAUUAUACAGAUAUCCAGAUCAAUUGGUGAUGUGUAUUUGAAGAAGGCUGAAUUCAAUAGGGAGCCAUUACAAGCUAAGUUUCGACUUCGUGGAUCUUUCAAAAGACCAAUUUUGAGUUCAGAGCCAUCAAUUUCUGUGCACCAAUUGCUACCUCAAGAUCAAUUCAUUAUAUUUGCGUCAGAUGGCCUGUGGGAACACCUCACCAACCAAGAAGCUGUUGAUCUAGUCCAAAAUCAUCCACGCAGCGGGAGUGCUAGGAGACUAGUGAAAGCAGCGUUGCAAGCUGCCGCGAAGAAGAGGGAAAUGAGGUACUCCGACUUGAAGAAAAUUGAGCGUGGAGUCCGUCGGCAUUUCCAUGAUGACAUCACUGUUGUUGUCGUGUUUCUCGACUCACAUCUUGUGAGCAACGCCAGCGCAACCAGGAGUCCUAAUAUAUCCGUGAAAGGAGGCGGCGCCAUCAAUCUACCUCCAAAUUUGUUUGUUCCUUCAGCUGGAGCUACUUGA
Messenger RNA from Fraxinus pennsylvanica, 1140 nucleotides. NCBI's taxonomy places the organism in Eukaryota, Viridiplantae, Streptophyta, Magnoliopsida, Lamiales, Oleaceae. The record is from the annotation of a GenBank genome assembly.